AUGAUCAGAAAUACAGAUUAUACAAACUUUGUUUGCUGUGCUUUUUGUAAUAAAAUAAUUCCACCAGCUCCUUUUGGAGAAACCUUCAAACGAAUCCAUGAUUACAAGCCGUUCAAGACACGCUUUUACACUCAUAAAGAUAUACUGGAGAUUGGGGCAAAUAUUCUGAAUAAAGAAGAGAGGUAUCAAGAAAUCUCAUUCAAAGAAAGGAUUGUAAAAGCAGAAGCUAAAGUAUGGAAUCAGGCUAAUGAACUCCAAAAACAAGCAGUGGAUAAAGUAUUUGAAGAUCUAACUGCCAAACAUAAAUUUGAAAUUCAGGUUCUGGAAGAGAAACAUCAGAAAGAUUUACAGGACAUGGAAGCUAAAACCAAGACAGAAAUGUUUCGAAACAUGAGUGAUGAAAUGAAGAGAGAAAACAUGGCUGCAGAACAACGCAUGGUGCACAGAAUCCAAAGAAUUAUGAUGGAGUGCCACAGGGAGAAGAUGGAGGCUGUGGAGAAAGCCAGGGAAGAAGAAAGACGGAUCGCUCAGGAUCUUUUAGAAGCCCAAAGAAGCAAGGCCAUGGAAGAACUCGUGAAUACUGGUGCAUCCAUCAUUAAGGACCAGAGGAUGAACUUUAACCAGAUAAUAAGAGAAAAGGAACAUGAAAUGAACAUCUACUAUGGCAUAGCUCAGAAACAAAAGCAAGAAGAGGCGCAGGAAGUGCUUCAGGAAGCUGAGAAAACAUACCAGGCCACUCUUGGUAAUGUGAUGGAUAAGCUGGUUAACACUCAGGGGGAGCUGCUGUCCAUAGUAAACCAACUGGGAAUCAUGACAAACUGGAAAGAUUUUCUGGAGGAGGAACUACAGGAAACCAGAGCAGCAUUUCAAAAAUACAUCGAUUAUACGUUUCCUCAGCUUUCACCAGGACAAGCCGAUUUUAUUAUGCCAAAAAGAAGGAAAACACCUUCCAAUCUUCUUAUGGACAAUGAAGCAACUCUUGAAUAGAGGUCUUUAGCUGAAAUGUCUCCACAUAAACAGCAUUCA
Molecule: messenger RNA, 1026 nt
Organism: Marmota flaviventris (yellow-bellied marmot)
Lineage: Eukaryota; Metazoa; Chordata; Mammalia; Rodentia; Sciuridae
Gene: C6H6orf163
Product: chromosome 6 C6orf163 homolog
Source: RefSeq, a predicted model, not a curated record